GGCCCGCGGGAAGUGGCGUCCGGCCGCAUCCGGGAGUGCAGAUCUGCCGGAGCGUGUUCCGUGCCCGGUGCGGCGCUUGCGGUGCGGCCAUGGCGGACUCCACGCAGAACGGGCCCAUGCCAGGCGGGGCCGGCGGCGGGGCCGUGCAAUUUCUGAUGGCUAACAAGUUGGAUACAGCAAUGUGGAUUUCCCGCUUGUUCACGGUUUACUGCUCAGCUUUAUUUGUCCUGCCUCUUCUAGGGUUGCACGAAGCAGCAAGCUUUUACCAGCGUGCCUUGCUGGCAAACGCUCUCACCAGUGCCCUCCGACUACACCAAAGGCUACCGCACUUCCAGCUGAGCAGGGCUUUUCUGGCUCAGGCUUUGCUGGAGGACAGCUGCCAUUACCUGUUGUACUCCCUUAUCUUUGUGAAUUCCUACCCUGUUACGAUGAGUAUUUUUCCAGUUCUGCUGUUCUCUUUGCUUCAUGCUGCCACAUACACAAAGAAGGUUCUUGAUGCACGAAGUUCAAAUAGUUUGCCCUUUUUGAGAAAUCUCUUAGAGAAACUGAGUGCUAAUCAACAGAAUAUUCUAAAAUUCAUUGCUUGCAAUGAAAUUUUCCUGAUGCCAGCUACAGUUUUUAUGCUCUUCAGUGGACAAGGGAGUCUGCUGCAGCCAUUCAUCUACUACAGGUUUCUUACAUUACGCUACUCCUCUCGGCGAAAUCCGUACUGUCGGACUCUCUUCACCGAGCUCAGGAUUGUUGUUGAACACUUAAUAACGAAGCCCUCGUGCCCUGUUUUUGUAAGAAGACUAUGCCUCAGUGGCAUUUCCUUUAUAAGCAGAUUGGCACCAACUGUUGCAUAGCCAAAUUCAGGCACUCGUGUUUUGUGAACAUUAUGAGCAGCUGGCACUUCUGCUGAUGAUUGAAAAUUCCUGGUUUUACACUGAUUUCACUCCAGGCUGUAUAAAAAUACAUAAAUGCUUUUCUUGGAGAUAAUAUGAAAUUUAGCAUAUCAAAAACAAAUAAUAGAAACUUAAAUUAACCAUGCUGUAUUGUUAAUUGAUGAAAAAAGUAGCUGCAUCCUACCUAAAGAUGCCCUAUCAUACGAGUUUGUUGUUUUGUUUUGUUUUUUAAAUCAAGAAUUGUUUGAGAUUGAUUGAAAAUUAUUAUAAGAGAUCUGUGCUCUCUAGGUUUAUGUUAGUUGGAACUAUAGCUACUUUAGGAUGUCUCCAGUGGAUAGCAGUUGAUACAUAUACCUAUGCAGUGCACUUUGGACAGUAUUCUUCUGCUUACUAAAUGUAUCUGUAGAACUAUUUUGUCCAAUUUGCUAGAUUCAGUGUGGAAAUAUGGCUCACUUUGAAGUUAACACAAGGGAUUAAAAUCUAUCCAGCUGACAGAGAUAACACUCCUUGGGAAGGAGAGGCUAUUUUUAUUAAUAAUACUUUAAAAGAACUCUCCCAUGUUUCUACCUUGUGACAUGAUCUUACGUUAUGCUGUUGGAAGAAAUACUGUUUUCUUGUCAUAACAAGUUGUUUUACCAAGCCAAACUGCUGACCUGUAGGAUUUUAAGACUAAGAUGCAAUGCUUAAACUUUUAACCAUGUCUCAAAUGAACUAAUCAAUGUUCAUGAAGUAACAUUUGCAGUCAUUGCAGAUUUGAUCUCGUGUCCACACAUAUGUGAGACUGCAGUAAUUGAAGCAUGUUAGCUUUUUAGAAAAUUAAUCUGUAGGUGGUACCUCUGUAUAAAUUGUUAUUCCAGUUUCUGAGACCCUCAUUGUGAUGAGAAGUUUGCAUAAAGAAUUGCACCUGUUUAGGCAGCUUCUGAAACAAAUGGGUGUAGGAUUUCUUGGCAUAAAUCCAUCUGAUGACUGAUCUGAAGCCAGUGUCAUGAUUACAGAAGUGAAUAUUAAAUUAAGUGCAUAAAUUAAUAACACUGGUUAUUCAUUCACCCAGCAGCUGAAGGGUAGGUCAUGGAAAAAUAAUACUGUGUGAACACAACUUCUUUCCAGAAAUUCAAGGGAAAAUAUUUGCUGAAUUUUCUGUAGUUAGUGUUAGUAUUCUAAUUGCAUAAAGUUAAAGAGCUUUCAUUGGCCUUUUGUAAAAUUCUGUAGCACUCAAAUAUUCUUCCACAGUCAGAGAAACUUUAUGAGGAAACAGUUUCAAAAACAGUCUUGAAGCAAAGCAUUUUGCUG
Molecule: messenger RNA, 2174 nt
Organism: Melozone crissalis (California towhee)
Lineage: Eukaryota; Metazoa; Chordata; Aves; Passeriformes; Passerellidae
Gene: TMEM33
Product: transmembrane protein 33
Exons: 8
Coding region: 90-845 (251 amino acids)
Biological process (GO): endoplasmic reticulum tubular network organization; membrane organization
Cellular component (GO): endoplasmic reticulum; membrane
Source: RefSeq, a predicted model, not a curated record